AUGGAGUACGAAGUUAAAAAAUAUGAGAACUACAAGAAUUACAUUGAACUUAUGCUUAUAGCUUCUGGCGUUUGGCCAACCUUUUGCAAACACCCAUAUAUUUUGAGAAGAUCUUUAAGUAUUAUUUCAGUUUUUACAAGUGGAUUUAUAUUUUAUUGUAUAGUUGCUUUUUUGGUUAAAAAUGUCAAUAAUAUAAAUAUCGUUACUGGGUGCUUAGGAUUGAUGAUAGGAUUUUUUACUACAUUUAUCAAGGUUUGCACUCUAGUGAUACAUGAAAAACAUAUACGAGAAUUGAACGAAGGCAUAUCGACAACUUUUGAAAAUGAUAUUAAAGUUCCCGAAUUACAGCCUCAUUUACUGGCGCAUUUUCGAAUAUUCUCAAAAUUGUUCAAUAUUAUCAACUUUUUGCUUUGUAUAAGCAUCUUCUUACUUAUCAUCAUGCCUUUACUAGCCCUCAGGAACAACAAAUACGUAAGAACGUAUCCACAAGUUUUACCAUUCAGCUACGAACCAGGAGGAUUUAUUCACUGGUCAAUAUAUGCAUUUGAGAUAUUAGGUGGACUUUAUUUAUGGACUGUCACCAGUGGUGUCGAUUCUGUUUUUGGACUCUAUGCUUUACACAUCGUCGGAGAAUUAAGAGUACUUGGCUCAGCCUUUCAGAGCUUAAAAUUCAAUACCAAUUAUAAAAAGAAUUUAAAAAAAUGUAUUGAUAAACAUUUUCUGUUGAUGCAAUCUCGAUGCAAAUUGCAACAAGUCUUUAGCUUUUUAGCUUUAUGGCUCGCUGUUACUUGUGCCAUUGCUAUGUGUGGCAUUGUUUUUCAAGCUACUCAGACGAAAAAUAAAAGCAUUGUAAAAUUGAUGUAUUGGACUGGUCAUUUCGUUUUAAAAUUAGUACAAGGAUAUUCUUACGCUUGGUAUGGAAAUAUCAUUUCUGUAGAGAGUGAAAUAUGUCUGUAUUCGAUAUACAAAGCAAGUUGGCCAGGAUCCGGUGAAACAUGUUUUAUGAAGGAUGUACUCAUUAUACUGUCGCAGAAGCCACUUAUUUUUAUAGCAAAGGGAUGCAUGUCUGUACGUUUAGAUAUGUUUUUGAAGAUUUUACACGCUACUAUCUCUUAUUUUUUCUUGUUACAAACUUUACAACAACAUCCUGAUUUAAUGUGA
This is a messenger RNA of Ceratosolen solmsi marchali, 1161 nucleotides long. RefSeq names its product odorant receptor 4-like. The record is from RefSeq and is a predicted model, not a curated record. Bases 1 to 1161 code for a protein of 386 amino acids. Gene Ontology annotation, cellular component: plasma membrane. Lineage: Eukaryota; Metazoa; Arthropoda; Insecta; Hymenoptera; Agaonidae. Gene Ontology annotation, biological process: detection of chemical stimulus involved in sensory perception of smell; sensory perception of smell. The transcript has 6 exons. Gene Ontology annotation, molecular function: odorant binding; olfactory receptor activity.